Molecule: messenger RNA, 4144 nt
Organism: Entelurus aequoreus (snake pipefish)
Lineage: Eukaryota; Metazoa; Chordata; Actinopteri; Syngnathiformes; Syngnathidae
Product: neuronal acetylcholine receptor subunit alpha-9-II
Exons: 5
Coding region: 1824-3515 (563 amino acids)
Biological process (GO): chemical synaptic transmission; regulation of membrane potential; signal transduction
Cellular component (GO): postsynaptic membrane; synapse; neuron projection
Molecular function (GO): acetylcholine-gated monoatomic cation-selective channel activity; transmembrane signaling receptor activity
Source: RefSeq, a predicted model, not a curated record
UGUUUGACUUUUUUCUAAAGUAUGUAUUGUAUAUCUUCUCGAUUACUUUGUAUUUUUUAAAGUGUUUUAGAGCUGGGAUUGGUUUCGUAGCUGGGGUGCUAUAUUUUUAUUUUACUUUUUGAACAAUUUUCCGUGUUUUUUGUAAAUAAUUAAAAAAUACAUGAUCAAAAACACAUUUCUAAGUUGUACAUCAGCAGCCAAGAGGAGCUUUUGUAUCCUCUUGGCUACAUAACAUAAAUAUUUUAUUACGUGGACUCAAGAAUCCAUUCUGAAUCGUAUCGACACCCCGAGAAAAAGAAUCGGAAAUAAAUGGAAUCGUGUGGUGCCCAAAGAUUCCCACCUUUACUCUUUUGUGCUUUGUUUACAUGUGACCCAACUUUACUGCAUUACUGCAACAAUACUGUCUUAUUUUGAGCUGUUAUACUUAUUUCUACUGUGCAAGGUAUUCAUUAAUGGGGGGAGGUACGAUUGCAGUAACUUUAUGACACGUAGGUUGCAUGCAUGUGUGUACCUGAGCAAGUACCGUAAGUUUUGUGGGCUAUUUUGGGUCUUUACUCGUUUCUAUUGUGCAAUGCGGCAGCAUUAUUAACUGGUGGGUGGAGUGGUAGUACUAAUUACAGUCAUGGCCAAAAAAUAUUGGCACCCCUGCGUUUCUCCUAGAAAAUAGUUGAAAUUACAAAUGCUUUGGUAUUCACAUGUUUAUUUAUUUUGUUUGCGUUGGAACAACAUACAAAAAAACCCCCAAAAAAGCCAAAUCUGAUAUUUUACACAGAACUCCAAAAAUGGACUGACAAAAUUAUUGGCACCUUUUCAAAAUUGUCAGAAAUAGUUGUAUUCUAAGCAUGUGAAGCGCCUUUAAUUUGUAAUUAAACUCACCUGUAGCAAGUAACAGGUGCUGGCAAUAUAGAAACCACACUUUUAGCCAGUUAAAGUGGAGAAAAGUUGACUCAACCUUUGUGUACCACAUGGAGAUAAGAAAGAUGAGCAAAGAACUCUCAGAAGAUUUGAGAACCAAGAUUGUGGAAAAGCAUGGACAAUCUCGAGGCUACAAGUCCAUCUCUGGAGAUCUAAAUGUUCCUGUGUAUACUGUGCGCAAUGUCAUCAAGAAGUUUGAAGCCCAUGGCACUGUAGCUAACCUUGCUUUGUGACGGAUCAGAGCACUAAAACGAGGUGGGCUUUGGGUGGUAUUCGUGCCCAAGCCUGACACCUCAUAAAGCCUCACAAAGUCUUCAUCUUUGUCCACCAAAUUGCAAGCAAUCAAUCUUUGACUCAUUUAACUGCGUUACUAUUAAUCUGUCCUCAUUUCCCCCCCCGAAAAGGCCUUGAACCUGAGCCGUUCCUAGCGCUUGUCCCCUCGACAUGGAAGCGGUGUCGGUCCAAGUGUGUCGAUGCCAGCCGAGCGGGUGAUUCAGCCAUGUGCGGCGAGGUGGGGACUCGUGGGCGUCCUGUUUCCCUGAGUUAUGUGAUAGCCCGAGUUUCAUUGCGUGUGUCGGACGUGCGUCCUCCCCUGCAGCGCAUUUUGACUUAAGGUCCCGAGGCGGACAAAUGGACCAGUGUGGCGACAUCUUUGUGCGAGGAAUUAUGUAGGCCACAGGAUACUUCUUCUUCUCUAUCCCACUUGGUCAAGAUGAUCCCAAUACUCUGCCUGGCCAUGCUGCUACCUUCAGGUAAGAAUUGAAACAUUUGUUCUCCCAUGGUUUAUAGUACUGGAUCGUAAUACUUUUUAAAUUGCAACAUGUGCAUAUUGCUCAAUUUUAGUGUUGCAUGUGUGAUGUUGUUGUGCAGGAUUGGUCCUACAUAAAGUAAGUAAUAGCUGAAGUGUCAUGCAGUUGUCAACCUACCGACCAUUGACCAACCAAGUUCAAAGAUGUAUUUUGGAUGUUCUGAAAGGUAAUCUCCUGUUUGUACCUGCAGUGGUCCACUCAGCACAGGGUCAAUAUGCCCACAAGCUGCUCAACGACUUAAUGGAGAACUAUUCCAGCGCCCUGCGGCCCGUGGAGGACACGGACCGAGCACUUAACGUCACUUUGCAGAUCACGCUCUCCCAGAUCAAAGAUAUGGAUGAGAGGAACCAGGUGUUGGUGGCCUACCUGUGGAUAAGACAGAGGUGGCAUGACGCUUACCUGACGUGGAACAAAGAGGACUACGACGGCUUGGAGAUCAUCCACAUCCCCAGCAACCUCGUAUGGAGGCCGGACCUUGUCCUCUAUAACAAGGCUGACGAUGCAUUGUCUGGGCCCAUGGACACCAACGUGAAACUGCGCUACAAUGGAGAGAUCACCUGGGAUGCCCCCGCCAUCACCAAGAGCUCCUGCGUGGUGGACGUCUCCUACUUCCCCUUUGACAGCCAGCAAUGUAACCUGACCUUCGGAUCCUGGACCUACAAUGGAAACCAGGUGGACAUCUUUAUGGACAUGGACAGCGGCGACCUGUCCGACUUUGUGGAAAACGUGGAGUGGGAGUGCCACGGCAUGCCGGCCACCAAAAACGUCAUCAUGUACGGCUGUUGCUCCGACCCCUACCCCGACAUCACCUACACCGUGCUGCUGCAGCGCCGCUCCUCCUUCUACAUCUUCAACCUCCUCCUCCCGUGCUUCCUCAUCUCCUUCUUGGCUCCUCUAGGAUUCUACCUGCCUGCAGACUCCGGGGAGAAGGUUUCCCUGGGGGUGACGGUGCUCCUCGCUCUCACGGUGUUCCAGCUCAUGGUGGCCGAGAGUAUGCCUCCCUCAGAGAGUGUGCCCCUUAUAGGCAAGUACUACAUCGCCACCAUGACCAUGGUCACAGCCUCCACAUCUCUCACCAUCUUCAUCAUGAACAUCCACUUCUGUGGUCCCGAGGCUAAACCGGUCCCGCGCUGGGCCAAAGUCCUCAUCAUUGACUACAUGUCCAAGAUCUUCUGCGUGUACGAAGUGGGCGAGAACUGUGCCUCCUCCUCGUCCUCCUCGUCUUCAUCCGCUCACUCGGUCCAGAAUGAUGCCGCUCACAAGUACUCGGGCCCUCAUAGUCAAGCGAACAGCCAAGCUGGUCGAGAGAAACGACAGGGCCAUAAGAGCCCCAGACCACAGACCCCGAGACCGCAGCAACAUCCCAGAAUGAAGACUCAGCAGCACCACAUCACCAGAGCAGAGAGGAGUCUCUUCUCCACCUUCCCGCUCGGGAAGUACGAAAGCUCCAACGGGAAGAUUCCAGCCGGGGACUGCUGCAAAGAAGACCGCCAGGUUCCUUCUUGCCCCGGUGACAAAACUCCUCUCCGCUGCCAAGAAGACAAACAACCUCCACCCCAAGGCUCCGUGGUAACGUUUGGCCCUUGUGUGUUCUGUCGCCACGGCAACGGCGACGCCAGGCUGGUGCGCAACGUGGAGUACAUCGCAAAUUGUUUCCGAGAGCAGAGGGCCACGUGCGCCAAGGGUGCAGAGUGGAAGAAGAUCGCCAAAGUGAUGGACCGGUUCUUCAUGUGGAUUUUCUUCAUCAUGGUGUUCCUCAUGAGCAUCCUCGUCAUCGGGAAGGCUCCAUGAUCCAUCCCUUGAUUAGUCUGUCCCCUCUUCUGACUUCAAUACUGUGCAAAAGUCUUCUGAAGGCCACCACUAAUAUUGUUGUGUUUUUCACAGCUGUGCAGCAGACAAACACUCAUCACUAGUGGGUUUUUAACAGAAAUUGGAUGGAUUUUAAGGUAAAUUCAUUUUUCUCUUUUAUACUUUUUUCUUUACUUUCUUACUUUUUAUUUUUUAUUUUUAACUCACGUUUUUUUGGGGGGAAAAAAUACUAUCUUAUAUGAAUCGUUCUAUUUGCUUGUGUUUUGAAAUUUCAAUAUUUAAACCUACCGGUAUUUUAUAAAUGUUUUAUUUUUUUUAUUUUUAUUUUUUAAAGCAUAUUCUUAUGUAUUUUUGUCCUAAAUUAAGCAAAAAAUUACUAAAUCAAAUUAGAAAAGGAAAAUACUACAGAGAGUAUUAGCCAUUAGAUCAGGGGGGCCCCCAAAAUUUUUGAACUGGGGGCCGCAUUGGGUUAAAAAAAUGUGUCCAGGUGCCGGGCUAUACAUAUAUGAAUAUACACUGGGGAUUUCCCUGAACCAAAUCCCCUGAAGAGCAGGGAAACCUGUGAAACAUGCCUGUAGGGAUGAAAUAGCCUCCGUGUUUUUUCAUGACCU